AUGCCCAUGAACAAUUUUAAUGUAUUAUUUUGGAUGUCUUGUAUUUAUCCAUCACAAAUAAUCCCAGUAGUUCCAGAAAUACAUAAAAUGUAUGAAAUUGACUUGAAAAGUAUCUCUCCUGCAAAAUACGACUUUUUUAUAAAAAAUUAUUUCCUAUCAAACGAAAAUAUUCCGAUUAUAACUGAAGUCAGAUCACCACGAUCUAAUAUUCAAGGAUUUGUUUGUAUUCAUUUCAAUCGGGUAACUGAUACCUACAUUAAAAGCUUGUAUUGUUUUUCAAAAGAUUUUACAAACAUUGAUCAGAUAUUUGACCAACUUUAUUUUACUAAAGCUAUAGGACAACAUAAUAUUCUUAGCAUACAAAUUCCUUCAAUGUUGUUUAAUAAUGCUCUAGAGUCUCAGUAUAGUAUUAUAGUCAAAAAAAUUUUUAAAAAUAUUAGAGAAAUAGAUUUGAUAAUGCAAAAUGAUUAUGUAGAAUUUUUAUUGUUUAAUAAGCUUGAUAUGAUUUUGUCAUCUCGUCAACUUCUUGAAGAAUUAACAAACAGAUCUGGAUCAGGAAUUAGGCAUUCUUUAGAAAACGAAGAUUACAUUUUAGCAUUUUUUGAUAGAGAUUAUGAUAAGAUUAUUAGUUUUAUAAAUGAAUUUAUUCUGUUAUUACAAGGAGAUGGUGAAGUGUUAAAACGUGAGCUACCUAUGUUUCUUAUAAACUUUAUUAAAAAUAAUCUAAAUACUUUUUGGAAAGAUGAACUUAUGCUCUCUAAUAAGGAUUUUGAUACUUUUAAAGAUAUUCAUCUAUUAAACUGCUUUUUUUUAGAUCUAGCUAACUUAUUUGAUUUAACUGAGGAUCAAAACCACAAAUUUGAACUUUUUGAUCAUGAUCAAUGUAUCGGAUCGCUUUUUGGUCAUUCAUUGGUGACUGUUUUAAUGCACUUUCAAGAAGAUAUUGAUGAAAAAAAUUUAAAAUGUUUUGUUUAUGACAAGAAGAAAAACGUGUUGAAAUAUAAAAUAAUAGUUGAUUCAACAAAAAGAAUUAUUUUUUUUAUGCUUGACUUACGUUAUUUGAAAGAAUCUAAUAUUAGACAAAUAGAUUGUAUAGUUCAGACUCCCCAAAAUCGUUAUCAAUCAUGUGAUAUUAAUUUAAUUGAAUACUUAGAAUAA
Vairimorpha ceranae is the source of this 1158-nucleotide messenger RNA. RefSeq lists its product as hypothetical. Bases 1 to 1158 code for a protein of 385 amino acids. The record is from RefSeq and is a predicted model, not a curated record. Lineage: Eukaryota; Fungi; Microsporidia; Nosematidae. The transcript has a single exon.